Messenger RNA from Oryza brachyantha (malo sina), 6374 nucleotides. Its product is annotated as chromatin modification-related protein EAF1 B-like. Gene Ontology annotation, cellular component: NuA4 histone acetyltransferase complex. The record is from RefSeq and is a predicted model, not a curated record. Lineage: Eukaryota; Viridiplantae; Streptophyta; Magnoliopsida; Poales; Poaceae. The coding region runs from base 226 to 5976 and encodes 1916 amino acids. The transcript has 23 exons.
AAUCAGGCCAAAAGGGUGUCGAACCGUUGCGUGCGCAUGUUUGAUUGGGCAAGGGUGGUCGGACUCGGCAUGCUAUAUUAUUGACUGGGAAAAGGAAACAAGUUUCCCAUUUCCGGGGACUUUUGAGAAGGUCAUGCCCAUUGAUGACAUGGAAUGCUGAGUAGAUAAUGCUUGCAGUGAUGCCUGUGCAGAGCCUGAUCCUGUGUGGAUACUGACCUGUGCUCUAUGGGAGGAAUUGCAGAAUGUGGUGUGAGCAUUGAUCAGAAAGCUUCGCCACGCCGUGCAGCCAUAGAGAAAGCUCAGGAGGAGCUUAGGCAGGAAUAUGAUGUCCGUGAAGAACGAAGAAGGGAGCUUGAAUUUUUAGAGAAGGGAGGUAACCCCUUGGAUUUCAAACUUGGGCAUGUAGCAUCACUUAGUGUCCAAUCCACUUCAGUCGCAGACCAUACAACUGAACAAAAUGUGAUAAGUGAAGCUAAGGGCAGCUUUGUGUUUGCUGCCUCACCCCAUGGGGAUUCUGUUGAAAGUAGUGGCAAGCCAGGAAGUUCAUCAUGCCGUGAUGCUAACACAGCUGAUAAUAUUAUGCUUUUGGAUGGAGAUACCAGCAACACAGGCGGGGAGAAACUUGUCAAACAUGGUACUAAACGAACUAACACAUCUCAACCAGAUGUGUCUGUGCGUUGUGAUGGUCAAAAUAAUGUGAAAGAGGCUGAAGAUCCUGGUUUGUUCCGCCUUGGGGCAAAGAACCAGGCAUAUGCUCGGCGCAGAUUAAAAUCAAGCAGGGAGAAUGCUACUAUGUCUGUUGGCUCUCUUCCAGUUUCCCCACUAUAUUCUCAAGGGAAAGAUGCAAAAGGGAUGAUACAAGAAACAAAAACGGAAGAUCAUGGUGUCUCAUCUAUUGGCAAUUCAAAACCAACAAGUCCAAAUUGGAAUGAUACAUCGAAGGUUGCUUCAUUAGGUGAUCAUGAUGCGAUGGAGAUGAACAGUGCUCAAGCAAUUAAUGAAGGAAACCAAGAAGCCAAUCAUGAAACAACAGAUGGCAAAGAUGGUGCGCAAACACCGGAAAUCUCACUGACUGGUAAUUCACAGCUUAUUGGAGAUGAUUUGGUAGUUACUUCAGCUACUUCUGCAGAAUCCCCUGACACAACUCCAAAAGAAGCUGCUUUAGUGCCAGCUUCUUCAUUUCCAUCUUCAUGCAAUGAAGUCUUGAAGGAAGCCCAGGUUGCUGAAAAAGCAGGUAAUGGUUGCUCAGAUAAAAUUUUGGUUGUUGAGGCAGAUGAUAUGGUUAGCAAAAGUGCAGUUUCUCCCUCUGAGGUAGAAAUUGCCAGUUUGAAUGAAAAUGAAGCAGAUAUACCAUGCACAGAUGCGUCCAAGACCAUUGAUGAGCAUCCUGGAAAAAAUGAGAGCUUUUUAUCAGGGAAGGUGUCUGAUGACGUUUUAGGUGAUUCUAUACCUUGUGACAAGGAUGGAAACAAAGAUGGUCAAGCAGAAGGUAGUUACAUGCCAACAGUUGUUGAUGGUGUUUCUAAUUCUGUGCAACCAGAAGUCGGCAAUACCAUUUAUGCCAAAGAUGAGGCUGAAGUCCAUAACAACAAGAUGGUUAUUGGGCAAGAGGAUACAGGGAGUCUUGCUACUUCUGGUGAUGACAAAGUCAAUAAGGAAUCAAGUUCUAAUUUGAAAAGAAAUAAUAAAUGUUCUCCUGAUUUUAAUAUUGCUGAUAAGUCGGAUCCUGUUACCAUGGCGUCUGGUUUGCUCACGGAAGAGGUGCCUAAUUCUGUGCCAUCAAUGAACCUUGACAAUGAUGUAAAAGAAUCUGGUGAAAACAUGCCAACGAUGGAAAAAAAGGAAUGCGAAGAUUCUAUUGUUGCCAAGAAGGACCAUGAAGAUUCUAUCCUUAAAAGGGCACGAUUAAUAGAGGUCAAUAUCAAGAAAGCUGGUGAACGAUCCCUCUGCAAUAUUUCUUUGGAGAAGAAGCCAAAGAGUCACUGGGAAUUUGUCCUGGAGGAGAUGGCUUGGAUGGCAAAUGACUUCAUGCAGGAGCGCCUGUGGAAAAGUGCAGCAGCUGCCCAGAUGUGCCGUUGGAUUGCCUUCAGUGGUCGAGCAACAUUUGAGGAAGCAAACAUCUACAGAAAACAGAAAUCAAUUGCUAGAAUCCUAGCCAAGAGUAUUAUGAGUUUUUGGUGUUCAGCUGAGACUUUACGAGCUACUAGUGGUAAAAUGCCUAAAGAUAAGCAAGCAGAGGAGCCAAUUGGGCUUGUGGAAACAAAGCUGGCUGGAGUUAAAGCAGAAAAAGAACAGUGUAACGAAUCUCUGGAACAAGAGAAGCCUAGGUGUUCUCCUCAGUCUCCUAUUCAAAGUUACGCACUUAGGUUUCUGGAGAAGAACUGUAACAUAUCAGAGUGUCUGUCGUUAGCUGAAGCACCAGCUACUCCUGACAGGCUAAAUGAUUUUGGCAUUUUGAAAGUGCCAGACCAGCUUUCAGAAGCAAAUCUAUUUUAUGGGGUAGCUCCUGGUGCAAUGCGGGCAUACAGAGAGUAUGUGGUGGGUCCUUUUGUGGUUAAUAAGAAAACCAAUAACUCUCGACAGAUCGAUGAUUAUGAGCCAUCUACAACAUGCUCUGUUGCAGAUGCACAUAGGGGAAAUUCAUAUGAAGAUGAUGAUGUCGAGGCAUGCACUUAUUUAUUGCCUGGUACAUACGAUGGUGGUUUGCCAUCAAAAUCAAGUCACAAAAAGAAACACCUGAUGCAGCAGAGGAUGAAUGGCACAAGACAUUACGGUACCGGUGUUGACAUGCCUUAUGAUCCUUACGUGGAGAACAAGCCAGGAAACCAGCCAUUUUUAUCAAAUGGAAAAAGACCUUCAGAUUUCUUUAACAUUCCCACGAAACGCAUCAGGACGGCUGCUAGACAACGAGUUGUAAGCCCAUACCCUGCUAAUGCUUCUGGAGCCACUGCAUUUACAAGUAAAACAGAUGCUUCUAGCGGAGACACAAACUCUUGUCAAGAUGACCAAAGUUCAUUGCAUGGAGGAUCUUUUCCAAGGAAGAAUGUGGAUAUUGAAUCGACGGUUGAUUUUGAUAGACAAUUGUAUGAUGGCAGUGAGGUGUCUACUAAGUCAAAAAAGAAGAAAAAGUCUAAGCACCCGGGAUACAAGACACCUCAAAGUGUGGCUGAGUCAUGCUCUUUGAUUGCUGGAAAGGGCACUGCCUGUGAUCCUAGACCUCAGGUUGAUUUGAUUGCUCAAUAUGAGCAGAAGGAUUAUUUGAAGAAGAGACCAGAGGUUCACCAAUUUGAUUCGAAUGGAAAUAUAGUGAUAAAUGGCCAGCAUGCUGCCAAGAAGCCUAAAUUGAUGAACCAAACGCCAGAUGUCUCAUUAGAAGCACCUACACCAGUCGGCCCAAUGGCAUCUCCUGCUGCUUCACAAAUGAGUAACAUGGCAAAUCCUACGAAGAUUAUAAAGAUCAUUACACACACAAAUCGGGAUCGUGGGAGAAAAAAUAAAGUGCUCAAGAUGGCUCCUGGUCACUCAGGUCCUGGAAGUCCAUGGUCGAGCUUUGAGGAUCAGGCUCUUGUUGUGCUUGUACACGAUAUGGGUCAAAACUGGGAACUGGUUAGUGACGCGCUGAACAGCAUUGUCCAGUUGAAGUGUAUAUACAGAAGGCCUAAUGAAUGCAAGGAUCGCCAUAAACUUCUCACAGAGAAAAGUUCAGGUGAUGGUGCUGAUAGCGCAGAUGACUCAGGCUCAUCGCAACACUAUCAAUCUACACUACCUGGCAUACCAAAGGGUAGUGCUAGACAGCUGUUCCAGCGCCUUCAAGGACCGUUCGAGGAAGAGACUCUUAAGGCACACUUUGAGAAAAUAAUAUUCCUUGGGCAAAAAUUGCAUCCAAUUCGUAGAAAGGGGGAGAACCAAGAACUCAAGCAGAUAAAUCAGCUACAUCCUUCUCAUGCUCAUGCACUUUCUCAAGCAUGUGCGCCUGGAGUCAUUUUGAUGCCGCUUGAUCUUUGUGAUGCAAUGACUCCAAACCAAGAUGCACUUUCUAUUGGUUACUCGGGAUCUCACGCAACUGGUUUAAUGCUUCCAAACCGUCCCAGUUCCAUUGGUCCUACCCUUCCUACUGCCAAUCUGAAUGCUAGGAUACCAGGGUCUCCUGGUAUGAUUUUAGCCAAUACUUUGCCAUCACCCUCAACACCGAAUGCUCCUAGGGAUUCUAGGUACGGAAUGCCUAGACCUACCUCUCUGCAGGGUGAUGAUCAACAAAGAAUUCAGUAUAACCAGAUGCUCAACAGCAGAAGUCUUCAGCAACCUGGGGUGCCUGUUCCUGGUGCAUUGCCUACUGGAGUUGACCGUGGUGUUCGAAUGAUGCCUGGUGCUCAUGGUAUAGGGAUGAUGACUGGACUAAAUCGUGGUACUCCUGUGACCAGGCCGCCCUUUCCAAGGCUUGGUUCCUCAGGAAUGCUAAAUAUGGUUUCACCUGGAAACAUGCUUCCCAAUAACGGGCAAGGCAUGCAAAACACGACAAAUGUUCAUACUGGUACCAUACCUGGCCAUGGAAAUACUAUGUUGAGGCCACGCGAUCCAAUGCAGAUGCUUCGGCCUGGCCAGAAUAUGGAAGAACAUAGGCAGAUGAUGCAGGAGUAUCAGAUGCAAGUGUCACAGGGAAAUAGCCAGUCCAUUCAUUUCACUGGUAGUCCAUUUUCCAAUGUCGGAGCAUCUUCACCUGGUCAAUCCAUUCCGGUUCAGUCGCCACAACCACAUCAGAUGCCACAACAGUCACACGUUAUUGGAAAUACACAUCAUCCCCACAUUCAAGGAACAGCCCAGUCAAGCCCACAGCAGCAGGCUUAUGCUAUGCGCAUGGCUAAAGACAGGCACAUCCAACAGCACAUGAUGACCCAACAACACCCACUUUCUGGAGCCAGUGCAGUGUCGACUGUGCAGAAUGGCUCACAAAUGCAACAGCAGAGCCAAGGGCCCGGUUCCAGUGCUGUCCCAUCUUUGCAGUCACAGCAUAAACAGCAGCAUCCGGCACAAAAUCCACUAGAUAGUUCAGUGCUUCCUAACCAGCCUGCCAAUACAACUUCACAUAAGCAGAAGAAGCAACAGGGUCAGCAGCAGUCUAGACAAAACCAGCAGCAACGAAAUCAAGGUAGCCAGCAGGCUAAGCUUAUGAAGAGCUUAGGCCGAGGGAAUAUGAUGCACCAGAGUCCUCCAGUUGAUGCCCCUCAAGCCAGUGGUGUUUCUACAACCCCUAAAAACCAAGUUUCUGACAAAAGUAUGGUGCAACAAGGCCCAGGAUAUUUUUCUGGUAACAAGGGAUUGGUUCCAUCAGUGCUUCAACCUGGGAAUCAACCCAAGAUAUAUGGGUCUCAGAUGCCUCACUCACCAAUACAAACACUGGAUGUAGGUAAUCAAAACUCAAUGCAGGGUUCUCCCAACCAGACUCUGUUAGCUUCCCAACAAGCUCCACUUCAUUCAUCAUCUCCAUUGACUACACAGCAGCAGCAGCAACAGCAACAACGGUACAUGAAUCCAUCGCAUAACAACAUCCAGAGAUUGAUGGUGCAACAAAACCGACAUCUGAACACUGACGGUAGGAUAGAAUCACCUGUUGAGCAAGUUCAACAUAAUCAGAUAAUUCCCUCUACAUCCAUUGCAAAGAGUACAGAUUCAGGUAGCCCAGGUGGUGUUUCAUCUAUAAGCCAGCGUAGGCAAGAGUCAUCUCAUGAUCCAACUGCAGUUCCAUCAACCUCGCAGAGCUCACCUCAAGACACCUUUGUUGGAAAUGAAAUGCUGUUAUCAGUGUCUAGCCAAGGCAUGUUGCAAAGGCAAAUGUCAGGUGGUGUGCCUAUACAUGGGCAUGGUAUUGGUGGGCAGAGGCAGCAACAGCAAUCUCGGCAGCAACAGCAGUCACAGCAGCAGAGGCCUGCUGUUCAAGGCAGUGUGUAUGCUCAUCCUUCAAAUUCAGGACCAGGAUGAUGGUGAAAUUAGGCUGGUAGCUUUUGCAGAAAAUUCUUACCCCUUUGUAAAGUUACUGUACAGGUGCCCGUGCUGUGGAAGCUGCGCGGCUGAUAGUGGUCUCUUCAUUUCCCCCCAACUUUGAGCUAAUUGUAGUCUCCUCAAUGUCAGGUAGAUAAUUAUUUCUGCGCCAUUUUGGCUUCCACCUCUCAGCUAGUUAGAUUCUAGAUUGCUGAGAGGGUGGUUCUUGUAACGGCAAAUUUCUUUUGUUGUCAAAAUGUUACUACCCCGGUUUGGGCCCGGUUGUAUAUUCUGUCCACGAGGUCCCAUGUUGUUAGCAGCAGCAGCCGUCCUUUUGUAUAAGCCUGUAUAUUUAUCUCACAAGGUUAGUCAAUGCAAAAGCCAUUGUUCGCGUCAAA